UAGAUGCAGUAAAAAUGUUUAUGGGGUUGAUCCGCCGGGCAAAACUUGUGUUAGCUGUGAUUUUGGUGCAGCUCGGGUAUGCUGGGCUUUCGAUAAUCUCAAUGUUUGCUCUAAAGAAGGGAAUGAGUCCUUACACAUUCAUCGUGUACCGAAUGGCCAUUGCCACUAUUGUUCUAACUCCAUUUGCAUUCAUUUUGGAGAGGAAUUCAAGACCUCAGAUGACUUGGUCCAUCACUGCAAAGAUAAUGUUGCUGAGCCUUUUCGACCCUGUGCUUGACCAGAACCUGUACUACAUGGGAAUGAAGAAUUCGAGUGCAACGUUCACUUCUGCAAUGUGCAAUAUGCUGCCUGCUUUUGCAUUUUGUCUAGCCUGGAUUUUUAGGUUUGAGAAGGUUAGCCUUAAGAAACUGCACAGCAUAGCAAAGGUGAUGGGGACGGUCAUCACAGUCGGGGGAGCAACUAUCUUGACUCUAGUUAGAGGUCCCUCUUUGUGUCUACCAUGGGCCAAUGAAGAAGAAAUAAAUCCUCAACAAUCUGCGCAAUACUAUUCGGGUCAGAGAGACCUUGUGAAGGGAGCUCUAUUUAUCUCAGGAGCUUGCUUCUGCUGGUCUUGGUUUGUCAUUUUGCAAGCAAUUAUCUUAAGAUCCUACCCUUGUCAGCUCUCUCUCACAGCAAUGAUAUGCUUUUGGGGUAUGGUGGAAGGAGCAAUACUGGCUUUUGUAGUUGAAAGGGGACAUAGUGGAGUUUGGUCCAUACAAUUCAACAUCAAACUUGUAGCAGCAUUUUAUGGGGCAAUGCAAUCUGUUGUUGCUUAUUAUGUGAUGGGAAUGGUAGUGAAGGAAAAGGGACCUGUUUUUUACUCGGCUUUUAAUCCCGUGGCCACAGUAAUGGUUGCAAUCCUGGGUUCCUUUGUUUUAGCAGAACAAUUGUACCUUGGGAGGUAGGCUCACAUGUAUUGAUUUCUCUUUGAUUGAUUCAUCCAUGCCUAUAUAUGCAUGACAGUUGAU
Molecule: messenger RNA, 1007 nt
Organism: Rosa chinensis
Lineage: Eukaryota; Viridiplantae; Streptophyta; Magnoliopsida; Rosales; Rosaceae
Product: WAT1-related protein At2g39510
Exons: 5
Coding region: 15-944 (309 amino acids)
Cellular component (GO): plasma membrane
Molecular function (GO): transmembrane transporter activity
Source: RefSeq, a predicted model, not a curated record